Messenger RNA from Microdochium trichocladiopsis, 387 nucleotides. RefSeq lists its product as uncharacterized. Gene Ontology annotation, biological process: protein stabilization; negative regulation of apoptotic process. The transcript is spliced from 2 exons. NCBI's taxonomy places the organism in Eukaryota, Fungi, Ascomycota, Sordariomycetes, Xylariales, Microdochiaceae. The record is from RefSeq and is a predicted model, not a curated record. The coding region runs from base 1 to 387 and encodes 128 amino acids.
AUGGCCGAGCCACAGCCUCCCAAGGUCAAAGAAGGCGCCACGGGCGGCGACAUCGAGGAUGAGGUCCAGGACACCACGGCCAAGUCGGCCGAGGACCGCAAGGCCGCCGCCGCGCUGGCCAGCAUGGACGCCCGCGCCGACGACGCCGGCAGCGGCUCCAACGGGGCCGUCGACCAGGAGGCCGCCAGCAAGGCGAUGAAGAGCCUCGGCGGAGGGUCCGCGGCCAAGCCGGCCGCCGCGCAGGAGGUCAAGAAGGUCAAGGUUGAUGCUGCAGAUGUUGCGCUGCUGGUUGACGAGCUCGACCUCACAAAACCCAAAGCCACGGCCCUGCUCAAGGCUAACGACGGGAACGCGGUCAAAGCCAUGAAGGCGCACAUUGGCGUAUGA